CUGAACGGAUGUAGGAAGCGCCACAUGGCUAGUUGCUCACUAGACGUCGCACGGUCUUUAUCGUCUUACGUAAUUAAAAAAAAACACGCGUUCCAUAUUCAAUUUUCGCGGCUUUUUACGUAUUUUUUUGACGCGAACGCGGGAUGAUGACGCAAUAAUAUUUUUUAUUGUUAAUUUAUUUAAAAAUGUAAUAAUUAAAUUGCAGUGUUAAAAAAGUAGUAUAGAAAAUGUAAAAUAAAAAUGAAUAUGAAGCGUAAAAAUACUCAAUGUGGACAGUCAAGAAAAUGAUUCAGUGUGAUAAGACUCGUUUAAAACAGCAAUUAAAUCGAAUAGUACAUUCGUUGAGCAGUUGGAAGCGUCUGUAAAUAAAAAUAGACUUCACAAAUGCAUCAAUUCGUUAUAAUUAAAGUGUAUGUAAAUAGACCAAUGAACGAACGAAUGAGACCGAAUGGAACCAAGUACACUUGAGUACACUUUGGAGUUUACACUUGCGUGUGUGUAUAUUUAUUUUUAACAUUUUAUUUAUUUAUCGUUUGUUUUUUUAAGAACGUUUUUGAAAUAAGUGUGAAAAAUAGUUGUUUGAAUGUUAUGACGUUACGUUUUCGCAAAAUAUUUAUAGUUUCGUCCGCUUGUGUGGUGACACGAUUCCUGAGUUAUUUUUGUUCAGCAUUUUUGUAACUGCUUAUUAAAUGAAACGCACCGAGAUGCCUCUGCCGUUGUUAAGGAGAUGCUGCGGUUGCCUGUCACUGCGCACCGGCUGCUUCAUACUAUGUAUUAUGUCCACUAUGGCCUGUGCCGCGAACAUAGCAGCCGGGGCCUGGAACCUGCCUCGUCACAGAGAGAGAGAACCAGAGGAUAAUCUUAUAUCUAUGAGCAUGGUGAUGUUCUCCACACUGUCGGCCAUCAGCAAUCUUAUUGCGCUGUUUGGGAUUAUACUGAAACGUCCCUCAAAGCUGCAGUUAUCGCUGGUGUUCAACUCAGUGUUCAUAUUCUGCAUAUUCCUGGUCGCCAUAGUGACGUGUCUGUUUCGACUGGACGACUUCCUCCGAGUGCCCGGGAACAUCGUGCUUAUCGUGUUCCUAUUGAUUGCAGGAGCUGUGUAUUCCCUGUACUACCUGACGAUGAUCAACAGUCUGUACAGGAUAAUGAAGAUGGCGUACGGAGAGAGCGCUAUCCCUGUGUGAACGAGUAUUAUACAUAUAAACUUGCCAGUA
Messenger RNA from Helicoverpa zea (corn earworm), 1214 nucleotides. RefSeq lists its product as uncharacterized. The transcript has 5 exons. Bases 690 to 1184 code for a protein of 164 amino acids. The record is from RefSeq and is a predicted model, not a curated record. NCBI's taxonomy places the organism in Eukaryota, Metazoa, Arthropoda, Insecta, Lepidoptera, Noctuidae.